UUAUUUUUUUUAUUGAAAAUCAACCGAAUCAAAUCAAAACUCGAAUCAUUUGCUCGAAAGAAUCGAAUCAGUAGAAGUGACUCUUAGGAUCCGUCCCAAAACAGCAUACUACCGUACUGGAUAGUGUGCAUGAAGAAGUACGGGACCUGUAGUUGGCUAACGGUUCAGCAUACUGUAUAGUAGGGUAGUGUGCGGUUUGGGACGAAGCCGGAGCCCGGAGCUGUGUGUGUGUGUGUGUGUGUGUGUGUGUGUGUCUCUCUCUCCAGUUGUUGUGUGUUGAUGCUGCGAGGCGGGUCUGGAAGGGAGGAGGCGUCCUGAAAAGGUGAUUGCGGACACAGCCGACUUCAUCCUUCUAGAAGCCAGACGACCUUCACUGAGGCUCGCGCUGCUGCUCGCGCCGCUGCUCGCGCUGCUCUAUAGUUUUGUUCUGCUGGUUUAUUUCCUGCUCUGUGAUAACGACUUAUAGCUAGUGGACGAGUUCGUGCCGGUUUUGUUUUGGGUUUGUUUGUUUGUUUGUUUUGUUUUGUUUUUUUUCCCCCCUCCGGGAUGGGAGCGAGCACAUCCGCGCAGCAGGACGCCAAGAGCCCCGAGGAGGAGCGCGCCGCGGACCUGAGUGAGACCCGCGACGGCGACGAUGACCCCGAGGACGCGAAGCAGCUGCAAAAGAAUGGACAAAUCUCAAUCUCCAGCCUGAACGGGAAGACGGACGAGCAGACAGACUUUAACGGAAAAGAUGAGGAUGAUACUCUGGCUGAGGUUGGCCAGACGGAGGCCAUGCCCCAGAAAGAGGACAACGCUGAAUCAAUCGAGGUCCUCCAAGAGGAGGUCUCGCCUCAAGUUAACGGAGAGCAGGAGGAACACGAAUGUGUCACUGCAGAUGAAACUACACCCACAGAAGAGAAAGUAGCUGAGGAGAAACCAGCUGAGGAGUCCAACGAGGUGGGUUUCAAGAAGAUCUUCCGCUUUGUUGGCUUUAAGUUUACGCUGAAGAAGGACAAGAACGAGAAGACAGAGCCUGUACAGCUCCUGACAGUGAAGGAAACUGAAGAUGGUGCUUCAGAAGCUGUCGUCGAGGAAACCAAAGACGAACCCGUAAUGGCAGAAAUCCAGUCUGAGGAUGAAAAGAAAUCAGAUGCUCCAGAAAUGGAGAAAGAGGCCAGUGCUGAAGAUGCUGCAAAGACUGAACCAGAACCAGACCUUCCUGCAACUGACGCCCCGGCAGAAACCAAAUCAGACGGUGAAAGUGAAGAAACUGAAAAGACCCCAGCUGAUGAGCCAGCUGAAGAAGUGGAACCCUCUACCGAGAAAGAGAAAGAACCAGAACCACAAGCCGAAUCUCCUACAUCGCCACCAUCUCAAGAGACACAGUCCCCUUUCAGAAGAUUCUUCACUCAGGGACUCUUCUCUAACCUGCGGAAAAAGACAAGCUUCAAGAAGUCCAAAGAGGAGGAACUAGUAAAGGAGAAAUCUGCCGAGGAGGAUAUAAAUGAGGCUGAGGAGAAAGAGGAAGUGGCAGCAGGAGGGGAAGGACAAGUCAAGGAGGACGCAGAGGAAGUGGAAGCUGAUGAACAGGUAGAUAAAUCAGAAGCACCAGAAAAAUCUGAAGCAAGCCCAGAGGAAGCUCCAUCUGCCCCUGAGGAACAAAAGGAGGAGGAGUUGAAAGUGGAGGUUGAGACAGCAAGUGAAGCUGCACCAGUACAAGAGCCUGAAGCUGUCGAACAAACUACAACUUGUGAGGUUUCAGAGACCUCUGCUGCUGAAGAAAAAGAUGAGACCAAACCCACCGAUGAUACCAAACUUUCUGAUGACAAGGCAACUGACUCUUCUGAGGAACCGCAGACUCCUGAGAAAUCCCCUGAAGAAACAGCCACUGAAGCUGAAGUUCAGUCAUCCCAAGACAAAGCCAAGGCUCAAGGAAGUCCACUGAAAAAAUUGUUUACUGGGGCAGGGUUGAAGAAGUUAUCCUCUAAAAAGCAGAAGGGCAAAAAAGAAACCGAGUCAAAGCAAACAGAGUCCACCGAGCAGGCAGCUGAACAGAUUCAGUCAUCGACAGAGUCAGGUGAGGCUCAAAAACCUGACAGCAGCGCCUCGUCUCCAGAAGAAUCUGGUGAGCAUGUUGUAGGUGAAGAAAGUCAGGCUGAGGCCAGUGUGGAAGCUGAAGGUGAGGCACCAACCUCUGACAGUGAGAAGAAGAAAGAUGGCAUCCUUCAUUGGGCCUCUUUCAAAAAAUUAGUCACGCCAAAGAAACGUGCCAAGAGGCCAUCUGAGAGUGAAGAUGAGACCCCUGGAGACAAGCCAAAAUCAGCCACCCUGUCCUCAACAGAGAGUGCUGUCUUCGAAGAGAAAACUGAGGAGAUUAAACCAAGUGAUGAAGUAAAGGAAGAAGCAAAGGAGGAGUCACAGGUUGAGUGCAAGGCCGAGACAAAAGCUGAAAAGAUUGAACAAAGCACAGAGGAGCCAAAGAAGAAGAUUGAUACCUCAGUAUCCUGGGAAGCCCUUAUUUGUGUGGGAUCAGGUAAAAAGAGGGCCAGGAAGACUUCUGACUCUGACGAUGAUGAAACUAAGAUCGAGGAAAAGGUUCAGCAGUCUGGAGAAGAACAGGUCAAGGCUGCAGAGCCUCCUUAUGAAAGUUCACAGGAGGUUGAGCAUGAAAAUAUGUCCUCUUCUCCAGAACCAGAAGGAGAGCUUGUCUCUACAUGGGAGUCCUUCAAAAGGCUGGUGACACAACGUAAGAAACCCAAGGCAGAAGAAAAGUCUGAUGAAGCGCAGGGUCCAGAGCAGGCAACAUCCGACAGUGAACUACCCAAAGAAGAGUCAUCCUUCUCCCUUAGAAAACUAAUUCCCCGCAGAAAGAAGAAGUCUGAUGCUAAACAAGGGCAGGCGUCUUCUGACGUUGGAUCGGCAGAAGAAGACUCUGACACGCCUGCUGUGGUACCUCUGUCAGAGUAUGAUAAUGAAGAAACAAAGACAGAGGAGGCAAAGCCAGAGGUCACACCUGUCACACCUGGAAAAGCCUCAGCUGAGGACAGAUCUCCUUCUUGGAUCUCAACUACUGUGGAGAAUGUUGAAGACGAGGCAGAGGGAAAUCCACUAAGUGAUAUACCCGAAGAAGGAGAUACAGCUGCUACACCUAAAUCAACUGAUAACACCAUUGCGGAGGACAUCAUAGAGUGUACUUCAGAAGCCGUCACUGCCAUUGAGCCGGCAGAGGAAACUGAAAUGGUUUCUGCUCUAUCGCGCAUCACAGAGUCACCUGUUACAUCUGGUGAGACUUCACCAGUUCCAGAUGAUGGUGUGGUGAAGAAGGCUGAAGCCAUUUUACAAGAGGCUGUGGAAACUAUCAGUAUUACAUCGAGUGCAGUGGCUGUCACAGUAACAGAGGAGCAGAAAAAAAGUAUGGCCGUCACAACAAGCCCAUUCCAGAUUGAGUCAGCCAUUAAGGAGGAGAAAGUGGUCUUGGCUGUUCAUGAGAAAAGUGAAGCAGUAGCCAUCUGCACUGGCAUCGACACCAGUGAAAUUAAAGCUAUAGAAGAAGAGAGUCAUUUGAAGGCUACGGUGGAAGCUGUCACCACUGUCGGCGAGGCACUGUCCGUAGAGGUGGCUGCUGAGGACCAAACUUUAAAAGCAGAAGCUGAACUGGCCGAAGACAAAGUUUUUAUGGCACAGGUUAACGAAAUUCACACUGAGUGCAAAGAACAGCCUCCAGCCUCUGUGGAAAACACUGUGCUGGAGACUUUAGAUAUUCCGACUACGGGAGAGUUCCAGGAACCAACAGCAGUCAAAGUGGCGGUGGUCACGGCCAUUCAACAGGAGAUAGAGAUUCUUGAGGAACAAGUAGUGGCAGAAAACACUCCAAAGGGGUUGGCAGAGAGCCCUGUAGAACCAAGCGUAGAACAGCCAGUCUGUGCUCAGACAGUGGAGAUCACUGAAGUUACUGCUGCUGAAGGGGAAGUAGAGGAACUAAAAGAUGUUAAAGAAUCCGUUGCCAUUGCUGAGGUAGAAUCUGUAGAAGUAGCAGUGGCUCUGUCAGAAGAAGUUACAACAUCACUUCCAGAUACCCUUGUAGCUGAGACAACCGUGUCUCAGGAAGAUCCCAUCCCUGUCCUGGCUGCAACAGAGGAGCCUGCAUUGACAGAAGAGAUUGUCUGUGUUUGCCCACCCUCAGAAUCUAAAACAGAAGCCGAGGUAAAGGCUGAGGUUGUUAUGGAGAGCGUUUUAACCACUCAAGUCCACGUUACCACAAAUGUUGAGGUUGUCUCAGCGAGCGUUUCUGUUGAAGGAAACACUGAAGUUACGUCAUCAAAUGUCAGUCCUGUGAUUGAUGAAGCAUGUAAGAAAGAUCAGGAAGAAGUGGAAGCAAUACACCUGAAGGAAGUAGAAACCAUUCAGGAACAGAGCACGGUCAUCGUCCAGGAAGUCCUUCAAAAUGUCGUCGAGAACCUCACGACAUGUGAAAUUCACAUUGGAAAAGAGUUAGAAGAGAAGCCUGUGGAGGAGACUGACACAGCAAAACCUGAAGAGGUCCCGUCUGCAGCUGAGAAGGAAAAAUCAUCACAAGAUGCACCAGCUGCAGAAGAAAAAUCUACAGUGGAUACACACGUUCAGGAAGAAGCGAAGCCAGAGACUGAGAACAAAGCUGAAGAAGAACCGACCCAGAUCAUUACUGAGAGAUUGCCAGUCAGUGAAGCUAUUCAGAUUUCUGAAAUAGUUCUGGUUGAUAUGACAGAAGAAAUUAAAGCUCAGGAGGAAGAGGUGUCCUCAUUCUCUGUGGAAGCAACACAACUAUGUACAGAUGUAGCAAAGCAGGAAGUGGAAUUGGAGGAAGGUGAACAGAAGGUAGAGGAAGACAAAACCACAGAAAGGGCGGAUGGUAAAUGUCAAGUUGAGAAAGAUCAAAAUGAAGAACCGAGUGGAACCACGGAGACAACAGCUCCACUGGAGAGCAGUCAAACGCAAACCGUCACUCUCGUAAGCACAAAGCAUGCCCAGAUUAUCGCGGAGGAGAGCGAGCAGAUCGAAGACACGAAGAUCGAGACGACGAUGGAGAUCGAUGUUGGCAUCAUGCAUGUGGUGGACGCGGAUGAAAGACCGACGCACGACACCGAAAUUGCCGUGAAAGAAGACAGCACCAAGAGUCAGGAGCCAUCAAAAGAUGUGCCUCAAACAGACUUGGAAGAGGUACAAAAGUAUAUUUCAGCACCAGACAUGAAAGGCCAGGAGGGGUCUGGAGAUGCCGACUGUCAAAAGACAGAUGCUGAAGCCAGUGGGGUGAAAACGGCUGCUGAGGACGCGCCAAAAGCCACUAAAGAAGAGGACGUGGAGAAGGAGAUCGACACCAUCACCACAAAGACUGCUACAGAGUCAUGAGCUGGCUGCACGUAUCAGGUCGUCGUUCGGGAAGCUCUAGAGAAGAUACAAGAGCAGAAGAACGAUCCAGAGCCUCAUCCACCCAUCCCAUAACAUCUAUUCAUUCACGACGUCUGUGUUCUAGCCCACUUUGAGAACGUUCUCUCCACAGCAUCACACCAUGACAUGACUCAAGAUGGGUUCAGAUGUUACUCGUCUGUAUUUGUUUUCAUUUUUUUCUGGCAUUUUAUUCUCACAUAGAGGGUGUCACUGUGUCCUGAAGGGCUGCUGUCGGAUGGGGAGAAAUGUGCGUGUAUGUGUGUGUGUGUGUGUGUGUGUGUGUGUGUGUGUGUGAGAUCUUAUCUUAUAUUAUAUCGUAUUUAUAUCUAAAAUAUUCCGUCAUCCCAACCUUGUCCUAAACAGCCUGGAAAUUAAUGACGCCACCCAGGUGUCCCAAGGUUGUUGUUUUUUUUUGUUUUUUUUUUACAAAACAUGGUACACGUGUGCAGUUAAACGUCCGAGUGUUUACGAGAGCCAGCAUAAUCAUUUCCAUUCCUACUGUGCAUAUAUAUAUAUAUAUAUAUAUAUAUAUAUAUAUAUAUAUAUGUGUGUGUACACACACACCCUGCUUAAUUUCUCGACUGUGAAUUUUUCUAAGUUCUCCCGUGUUUGAGAAGCACAUGCUCUCAGUAAAACACUGCUUUCACCUUUAAUAUAAUACGUGAAUGAAUGAAUUGAUUUUUGGUAAUAAAUGACAACACAAUUCGACAGCACUGCUCAGUGGCACGUGAAGUCCAGUACGUAUUCUUUUACUGUUUUUAAGUUGUUAUUAUAGAUCUUCAGAAGGUAUUUCCGAGUGCACUGGCGCCAUCUACAGGAAGCCAGCUUUUUAUCAAAUUAAUUUGCAUUCACAAUUUAUGUUAGAUUUGUUUUUGUUUUUUUACAAACAUUGUUCAUAUUGCGCUAAAAGCAUUUGUAUUUUUCAUCUGUGUAUCAUAGACUAACAAUAUUACUCCUUCCGAUGAUGAUCACCUUUAAUAACAAUUUAUUCACAAUUGACUUUUUUUUUUUUUUUGGAAACCACAAUCAUUUAGUGCUCAGAGGCAUGAGAUCUGAUCUGAGCAGAGUGGAGAUUUGCAAUCGGCGUGUACAUGCAAAGCAUCGCAUCGUCCUUUCGUUUAAUUCUUUAAUGUAACCUUUGUGAUCCUGCUGAUGAUAAAAUGCAAUAUACCGUGUCUCAGUGAUGCAGCAGUGACUAUCAGUGUUAGCGUGCUGGAGGCAAAUUAGAGGAUGUGAGAAUCCCUUGCAAAGACGCUUUAUUUUGAUAAAAUAGGAAAGAAAAAAACAAAACAAAAAACAAAGAAUGUUCUUCUAUCAUCACGGCUUGUAUGAAUCCCCCCAGGUCGCAUCCUUGUUCUCGGCUUUUUAUAAAAUAAAUAUUACUGUGAAGCUCCUUACAUUUGUACAAAUUGUAUACCUACGUAUCUUGCGUCAUACUGUAAUAUUAAAUAACCAAUGAGAGCAUUAGACGAUGUUAUGUAGCAUGAUCUGUUUUUUUUUUUUACUUAUUAUUAUUAUUAUUAUUAUUCAUCAAGCUGUUAAUAGUAUGGAUACAGAACCAUGUCUAUAUUUCAUUUAAAUAAAAGUUAGUGCUGUAAAGCGA
Molecule: messenger RNA, 7009 nt
Organism: Ictalurus furcatus (blue catfish)
Lineage: Eukaryota; Metazoa; Chordata; Actinopteri; Siluriformes; Ictaluridae
Gene: akap12b
Product: A kinase (PRKA) anchor protein 12b
Exons: 4
Coding region: 547-5367 (1606 amino acids)
Biological process (GO): signal transduction; regulation of protein kinase C signaling
Cellular component (GO): cytoplasm
Molecular function (GO): protein kinase A binding; calmodulin binding
Source: RefSeq, a predicted model, not a curated record